Messenger RNA from Prunus persica (peach), 696 nucleotides. RefSeq lists its product as uncharacterized. NCBI's taxonomy places the organism in Eukaryota, Viridiplantae, Streptophyta, Magnoliopsida, Rosales, Rosaceae. The record is from RefSeq and is a predicted model, not a curated record. Bases 1 to 696 code for a protein of 231 amino acids. The transcript is spliced from 6 exons.
AUGAGAACUUGGAUUGACAUGCAAAUUAGAUUGAAAAAGAAUGAAACAAUUGAUAAAAAGCUACAAGUGCAAAUUAUAAAAGAGAAGGAACAUUGGAAACUGGUUUUAGUAAGAAUAAUUUCUGUUAUGAGAUGCCUUGCUAAAGGAAAUUUAGCUUUUCGUGGAGAGAAUGAAAAAAUUUACCAAGAUAACAAUGGUAACUUUUUGGGACUGCUUGAAUUAAUUGCGGAAUUUUAUUUGGUAUUGCAAGAGCAUUUUAGAUGCUCCAAGGUUAGAAGUGAUAUAAUUGAAAAAAUCAAAGAGGCAAAAUAUUUUUCUGUAAUACUUGGUUGUACUACGGAUUGUCUUGAACUUGAUAUUAAUAAUGUAAGUGGCCAAGAUCAUGUCCAUGGAUUAACUCUUAAACCAUUGUCAACAACAAGAUGGGAAAGUCAUAUUAAUAGUGUUAAAGCCAUAAUAACCCAAACUGAUGAUAUAAGAGAAGCUUUGUUUGAAUUGUCUAGGGUUAGUGAAGAGGCAAAAACAAAGAGUGAAGCUGAAUCUUUAGCUGCACAUGGACUUGAAAGCUUUGAAUUUUUGUUAGGCAUGAACUAUAGGGAAACAUCGGCCCUAUUUUUUGCUAAAGAGAUUGCAUCAAAGAUGGAAAUUGACCCUAUGAUGGAGUGGAAGUCAAAGCAGUUUUUUGUGUACAAUUGA